Chenopodium quinoa (quinoa) is the source of this 2252-nucleotide messenger RNA. Its product is annotated as sterol 3-beta-glucosyltransferase UGT80B1-like. The record is from RefSeq and is a predicted model, not a curated record. The transcript has 3 exons. Gene Ontology annotation, molecular function: UDP-glycosyltransferase activity. Bases 589 to 2139 code for a protein of 516 amino acids. NCBI's taxonomy places the organism in Eukaryota, Viridiplantae, Streptophyta, Magnoliopsida, Caryophyllales, Amaranthaceae.
AAAAGACCAUUUUUUUUUUUUUGAAAGACCAAAAGACCAUAUUUUGCAUACUCAAUAAUACUGUUGUUAGCAAUUUAUGUAUUUUUCUUCAAUAUUUUACUUUAAUUCCAGCAUUUUCCAAAAUCAUCUGAUAAAUAUGACCGUUUUUUUUUAUAACCUGCAUUUUAAAAUUUUGGAGGGAAUAAUAAAGAUGGAAGAAUUAGGGCCCAGAACUUUAUAUACUAUUUGGGCCCCCAAAAUGAAAGAAAUUAUUGAGCUUAAUUUCCCCAAAUUUUCUCUCUCCUCGUUUCUCUGCAACUUUUUCUGCUGGUGAAUGGUGUUGGAGAAUCAUGAUUAAUGGAGAAGACGAGCUUAUUACUUAAGCUUGUGAUGCAAGGUAUCCUUGUAUUCGGAAGAUUUGCUAUCUUUUAUGGUACUCCGUGCUGCCAAUAGAGAUGGGGUGGAUCCUGUAGCUCAGAGAAUUUCAGCAUGUAUGAAAUAUAAGUGAUAUUGUGCCUGAAAUAUGGCUGUGCGAACUCGUGAGAAUUAGAAGUUACCAAACUUAAGACCUCAUUAAAAACUACCAUUGUAACUUUGUAUUAGUAAUAGAUGGAGGUGAAAACAGAAAGAAGUAGACCGAUUGCAGCCUUUAUGGCCUUUGGCACAAAGGGCGAUGUCUACCCUAUUGCUGCUGUAGCUGCAGUUUUUGCUUGUGAUCAACGAAAGUAUGAAGUGAUUUUCAUCAGUCACUCUGCCCAUGAGGACUUAGCUGCAAACUUGGCUGUAAGUAAUAUAAGAUACAUCCCAGUUUCUUUUCUACCUGUUCUUCCACCUCCAGAAAGUUGUGAGAAUGAUAAGUCUCUCGCUCUGUCAUUCUGUAGUGAGAAAAACAUGGUAACAAGGGAACAUAGGCGGGAGUGUCUUACUAUCAUGGAAAGGAUCUAUGGAGAUGGCCCGAGCAUGGAAGGUGAUUUUGUUUUGAUCAAUUUUUUCGCUUUGGACGGAUGGAGUCUUGCUGAACUGUUUCAUGUUCGGUGUGUUGUUGCAGCUCCUUAUGUCGUAAAUUACACUGCUCCUACUUCAUUUCAGAGGCAGUUCAGGCGAGAACUUCCACUUCUUUACCAAUACCUGAUAGAAGCUCCUGAUAAUAAGCUUGGCUGGAAAGAUGUAAUUCAUUGGAUGUGGCCACUAUUUACUGAAGAUUGGGGAUCAUGGAGGAACAAUGAAUUGAAUCUUAGCCCUUUGCCUUUUACAGACCCAGUGACGGGUCUUCCUAUGUGGCAUGAAAGGCCGUCGUCUCCCUUACUGCUGUAUGGAUUCAGCAGAGAGGUUGUUGAGUGUCCUGAUUAUUGGCCUUCAAAUUCUCGGGUUUCUGGGUUUUGGUUUCUCCCUUCCCAGUGGCAGUUUUCAUGCAGCAGCUGCAGCAAUAUGAUUGAUUCAGGAGGGGAACUCUGUUCAACUCAUACAGGGCUACAAAGCUUUCUUGAUGCUAAUCUAUCUAUGCCAAUUGUUUUCAUAGGUCUGAGCUCAGUUGGUAAUUUGGGUUUCUUGAGGAAUCCUAGAGCAUUCCUUUGCAUCUUACAAGCUGCUGUAGAGAUCACCAAGUGUAGAUUCUUCCUUCUGACAGCUGGAUAUGAACCACUGGAUGUGGCUGUUCAAAAUUUUGCUGCUGAAGUGGAUUCAUCAAUAUUAAGUCAAAGUAUCAGUUUAAACUAUGGGAUCUCUUUGUGCAAUGACCGUUUAUUUUGCUUCUCGGGCUCUAUUCCCUACAAUUGGCUCUUUCAAAAAUGUGCAAUUGCAAUCCAUCACGGAGGAAGUGGAUCCACAGCAGCAGCACUGACAGCUGGAAUACCUCAAGUUGUAUGCCCUUUUAUGCUAGAUCAAUUUUACUGGGCUGAAAGGAUGUUCUGGCUUGGAGUAGCUCCUGAACCCUUGCAAAGAAAUAUAUUGCUUCCCGAAAAUUGUGAUGAUGUGAACAUCAGGGAAGGUGCUUAUGCUUUGAAGAAUGCUAUAAAUUGUGCUAUGAGUCCUGACAUAAAAGCACAAGCUCUGGAGAUUUCAGAGAAAAUUUCUCAGGAGAAUGGAGUCUCAGAGGCUGUCAGAAUUCUCACCGAAGAAAUAGCUAAGGGCAGUACUGAAGCUGCCGCCGCUUUAGUAUAAUACACAGAUAGAGAGAUAAAUAGAUACAAGAGGAAACUCACAUUGACGAAGCAAUCAUGGAAGAGCAAGCGAAGAAGUUUCCCUGGAACAGUCGGAUCAGUAGAAGCAGCUGA